UGGAGCGAAGCGGCCGUACGGUGGCCGGGAGAGCUCGGCUUUGCGCGGAGGGAAGAUGGCGGUGAUAGCGCCGCUGCUGGCGCUGCUGUACUCGGUGCCCGAUCUGUGCCGCUGGCUCGCGCGGCCCUAUUACCCUCUCUCGGCGUUGCUCGCCACCGCCUUCCUGCUCGUCCGCAAGCUCCCGCCGCUCUGCCGCGGGCUGCCCUCGCAGCGGGAGGAUGGCAACCCCUGCGACUUCGACUGGCGCGAGGUGGAAAUCCUCAUGUUCCUCAGCGCCAUCGUGAUGAUGAAGAACCGCCGCUCCAUCACCGUGGAGCAGCACAUCGGGAACAUCUUCAUGUUCAGCAAAGUGGCCAACGCCAUCCUCUUCUUCCGGCUUGACAUCCGCAUGGGCCUGCUCUACCUCACGCUGUGCAUAGUGUUCCUGAUGACCUGCAAGCCACCCCUCUACAUGGGUCCUGAGUACAUCAAGUAUUUCAGCGACAAGACCAUAGAUGAGGAGCUGGAACGGGACAAGCGGGUAACCUGGAUCGUCGAGUUCUUUGCUAACUGGUCCAGCGAGUGCCAGUCCUUUGCCCCCAUCUUUGCCGACCUCUCCCUCAAGUACAACUGCUCGGGGCUGCACUUUGGGAAGGUGGACGUGGGCCGAUACACGGACGUCAGCACCAGGUACAAAGUCAGCACCUCGCCCCUCACAAAGCAGCUGCCUACCCUCAUCCUCUUCCAGGGCGGGACAGAGACCAUGCGUCGCCCGCAGAUUGACAAGAAGGGCCGGGCCGUAUCCUGGACCUUCUCAGAGGAGAACGUGAUCAGGGAGUUCAACCUCAACGAGCUCUACCAGAAGUCCAAGAAGCAGUCGAAGCCACGGGACGAGGGGCCGGAGGACGCUCCCGAGGCACCGGCGGCUGCCGGCCUUGCCAAUGGGGAGACCAAGAAGGACAAGUAGAAGCCACCACUGCGCCAUCACCGUGUCCCCAUCGCCCCCUUGACGGAGGAGGGACCACUCCUGGCCGCUCUGCAGAGGGGGGUCGCUGCAGCUGCCCACGUCCCAGUACGAGCUGCCCGGCCCUGCGCCCGCGGGGCUGUUCCCGGCGGGGGGGCGGGGGGAGGCCCGUGCCCGCGGUGGCGGGGCGGAGCCACCGCGCCGUGCACGUGCACGCGUGCGCUCGCGGCUGUCAAUAAACGCCCGCGGCGGCC
This is a messenger RNA of Rhea pennata, 1197 nucleotides long. It is a transcript of the gene TMX2, whose product is annotated as thioredoxin related transmembrane protein 2. Lineage: Eukaryota; Metazoa; Chordata; Aves; Rheiformes; Rheidae. Gene Ontology annotation, cellular component: membrane-bounded organelle. Gene Ontology annotation, biological process: brain development. Gene Ontology annotation, molecular function: disulfide oxidoreductase activity. The record is from RefSeq and is a predicted model, not a curated record. The transcript has 8 exons. The coding region runs from base 56 to 946 and encodes 296 amino acids.